AUGGAGCUGCUGCAAGCUGAAAGGGAAGCGUCAAAUGACACCAUCAGUGUGGAGGACAUGGAAAGCCUGAUCCAGAGACUGCCAAACAGGAAGGCACCAGGGAGGAGUGGGAUCACCAACGAGUUCCUUAAGAUGCUGGGCAGAACAUUUGUGGAGGCCAUAACAGCUCUCACCAAUGCAUGCUGGCAUUGGGAGACUUACCCAGACACGUUUAAGGAAGCCAAGACAGUGGCCUUGCGCAAGCCAGGGAAGGCUGACUACCAGACUGCAGGAGCGUGGAGACCCAUUGCCUUGCUGGACACAAUAGGGAAGAUUGUGGAGGCAGCAACUGCAAAACGCCUGCGGAAGAUCGCGGAGGACCACAACCUGCUACCCUCACAGCAAAUGGGGGCAAGAAGGGGCAGGUCCACUGAAACAGCCAUAGCACAACUUCUAGCCCAGAUAAGGACAGUGUGGCAGCACCCAGGACAGGUGGCAUCGGUACUCUCCCUAGACAUGACAGGGGCCUAUGACAAGGUGCUGCGGGAGCGAAUGGUUCACAUCCUCCGGCGACUGGGCAUCCCCAGGGACCUGGUGGGAUGGGUUGCGUCCUUCAUGACCAACAGGAAAUCCACAAUUGCCUUUGAGGGCAAGGAAUCAGACACCUUUGACAUCCCAGCAGGCAUCCCGCAGGGGUCACCCCUAUCACCUAUACUAUUCCUAUUCUACAAUGAGGAACUGGUGCGCAUCUGCUCAAGACCGGGGCGCCCGGUGGUGUGCAUAGCCUUUGUGGACGAUGUCAACGUGAUGGCCUAUGGCCAGUCCACUGAGGACAACUGCAGGGAGCUCCUGCGCAUGCAUCGGGCAUGCGAGGAGUGGGCAGCACGGCACGGGGCGGUCUUUGCCCCCCAGAAGUAUGAGCUAAUGCACUUCACACGGGCGCGCAACCAAUUCAACCUACAGGCUGAGCUGAGACUACCAGGACAAACUAUACAACCGAAACAGGUGAUGAGGGUAUUGGGUGUAUGGUUAGACUCUAGGCUGAGAUGGAAGGGCCACCUGGACGCGGUGGCAGGCAAGAUGAAGACUCAAGUCAGAGCACUGUCCCAAACCACCCAAUCCACAUGGGGGCUCCCACUACGACAAGCGAGAAUGGUGUAUAACAUGGUCAUCAGGCCGGCCCUGACCUAUGGAGCAAUAGCAUGGCACCAGCCACAGGGGCAGGGGGGCACGGGUCCAGCUAAGUCAGGACUGGCCCUCAAGCUGACCACAGUGCAGAACUCCUGCCUCAGAAUAGUGGCAGGGGCAUACAAAAGAACCCCAACAAGCACACUGGAAGCGGAAACCCACACAGUACCCUUAGACAUCCACCUGGAUGGGCUAGUGGCAAAGGCGGUCAACAGGAUGAAGGCCUCAGGAAUGGCGCAACAAAUUGAGAAUGCGUGUGCGGCCAUAAGGACCAGGCUUCGGCACCGGGGGGUGACAAGGGGGGCACAGAGACACAUGGGAGCUGUGGUUCACCCGGCAGCCCUGCCAGUGGACUGGGAACAGCAAUGGAUUCAGGGUGCUAAGGAGAGAGCCACAGCAGAGAUGACACCGGAACAACGAGCCAACCUGGACCAAGCCUCAUAUAAUCACUGGCUGAAGCUCGAGCAGCUCUGGAGGUGGGUGCAGAGGUGGAAAAGACGUGAGCCCCCCUGGGGGGAGCGGCAUGGCCGGCCCCCAGACAAGAAAAUUCUGAAGUGGCACACCGGCCUGCGCAAGGCUCGCAGCACUAUCAUCAUCCAAUUGAGGUCAGGGAAAACCGGACUGGCAGCUUUCCUAAACCGGUAUUUUAAAAAAUAUUGA
Histoplasma mississippiense is the source of this 1827-nucleotide messenger RNA. RefSeq lists its product with no specific name. Bases 1 to 1827 code for a protein of 608 amino acids. The transcript is spliced from 2 exons. Lineage: Eukaryota; Fungi; Ascomycota; Eurotiomycetes; Onygenales; Ajellomycetaceae. The record is from RefSeq and is a predicted model, not a curated record.